CUUGGGGGGGGGGGGGGGGGGGCAAAGCCGCGAGGGGAUAGGCAGAUGGGCACAGGUAGACAGGACAAGGAUCGGAAUUAGUCACGCACCCAGGAGGAGAACCAGGGGGGACGGAGAGAGAGCCAGAGAGGGACGAGGAAACCUUUCUUCUUCCUCGCCGCCUCCUCUUUUCCUGGUCGCGUCUUCUUGGUUCCUGAAUCCGCCGGCGAGUUCUUGCGUCCGGGAGUGUCAAUCUGCAUCUUUUUUCUCUCCUCCUGUUCCGAACCCGUGUAACCGAAGAACUCAAUCAAAUCGAAUUGGAAAAGAACGUAAAUUUUAAUCUGCUAGGGGAGGGGGCAAGGGCGGGCGGGCGGUCUUGACAGGGGGCAAGGCGGGCCGGCCGAUUGAUCGGCGAUGGCGCCGCCGUCCAGGGACUACUGGCUCGGCUUCUUCCGCGGCGCGGGGGACAGCAUCUUCGACGCCAUCGACGCGGCCAUCACCGUCGCCGCGUCCGACCAUCCGGGCGCCCUCCGCGAGCGCCGGGACGGCAUCGCCGAGCGCCUCUUCACCGCGCUCCUGGUGACCGGCGCCACGGCGGCGCCCGGGGCGGCGGCGGUCGCGGGGGCGGCGGCGGGGACCCCCGUGGCGGGGGCGCCCACGCCGGCUCAGCUCCACCACGAGGGCGCCGCCAGCGUGCCCAGCCUCUGCAGCUCCGACCGAGCCGAGGCCAUCACCGACGACGGCGCGCCGCGCUGCGACGAUCCCGUCCUCGCUGAGACCGAGCGCAUCAAGGCCAUCCUCCUCAACGACCAAGAAAAGUCGGAGGCCGAGUUGUUGGAGCUGCUCCGGAGGCUGCAGGAGUUGGACUUAGCGUUCGACACCUUGGAUGUUACUGCGAUUGGCAAGGCUGUGGCCAACUUCCGCAAGCACAGCUCCAAGCAGAUUCGGAACCUCGUCAGAUCGCUCAUUGAAAGUUGGAAGCAUACAGUUGAUGUGUGGAUUGCUCGCCGCCGAGAGGCUGUUGUAGAUCAAACACCUCAAUCCAUGGGUCCUUCCAGCUUGGAGCAGGAGCGAGGGGUGGCUUCUACCCCCAUGGAUGAAGGCGACCUCUUCGCAACGCCAAGCACUACCAUUAGGCUGUCUGAGGAAAACCAAGGUUCCAAGUUCUCUGAUGGAAUGGAUGAUGAUGGAAGUGUCAUGAACAAUACUGAUAGGGACCGCGGCCAGCAGUAUCCGAUAAACCAAGAACCAGCUAGAAGGCCUCCUCAAAUGGGCCAGCGGUAUGAUCCAGACCCAUAUUGUAGUCAAGAACACACUGCGAUGAGGCAGUCUCGACCACAGGAACUAAGCAAUGGGCAGACGAAAGAGCAAUUUGUUGCUGAGAUGCUUGCAAGACCCUCAAAUGCAGAGUCAGGCCCUGGGAGACCACAGGCAAGGCCUAGGCAGCAUCAACAUGCCUCACCAGCUCAAGGCAGGCCGCAAUCUGUUCCAUCUGAGAAACCGGCGGCCCACCAUGAUGCAAACUCUGUCCGAGCAAAGCUAGAACUCGCCAAGAAUGCGAAGCUAGAGGCCACUAAGAGAAAGCUUCAGGAAGGCUACCAAGAAUUUGAUAAUGCGAAGAAGCAAAGAACCAUACAAAUGGUGGAUCCGCAAAAUCUGCCGAAGCAAGGGAACAACCGGAAUUUCCAACCUAGUGGCAAGCCAAGGAAUAACAGCAACAUCAACAGCAAUCGGAAUUGGUCAAGAUGAGGCACCAAUUCCACUGAGCAGCAGUGACCAUAGAAUUGCAACCAUCAAAUCCCCUUCAAAACUUCAUUCUUCUCCUCUCUUUUUUUUUUGGGUUAUCAUCGACUAAAUUUUUAGUCCAGGCCAGUACAUAAACAUCAGCAAUAAGGCUUGGUUCAGAAUUGCUCACAUUGCCCCCAGACACUUCCCCAGAGGUGCAUUGCAUGUUUGCAUUCUCUGGCCUUGGUCACAGUGGCUGGUCCGUCCUAGUGCUUGUCAAACCUGUAAAGAUACGAUGCUGAGUCCUAAUACCAAUUCUGAUCUUGAGCUCCGAAA
Panicum hallii is the source of this 2040-nucleotide messenger RNA. Its product is annotated as probable mediator of RNA polymerase II transcription subunit 26b. Bases 394 to 1728 code for a protein of 444 amino acids. NCBI's taxonomy places the organism in Eukaryota, Viridiplantae, Streptophyta, Magnoliopsida, Poales, Poaceae. The transcript is spliced from 9 exons. Gene Ontology annotation, cellular component: nucleus. The record is from RefSeq and is a predicted model, not a curated record.